GCUGGUCGACUGUUGCUCGUGCGUGUGUUGCGCCAAGGGCCUCUUCUACCACUGGGCCAAGGACUACGACCUGGACACGGACGUGUCGUGCGCCGAUCAGCCCUGCUCGUGCGCGCCGCACCGGCGCUGCGCGCGAUGGGCUUGCCUCGGCCUCCUCAGCUUGCUGCUGCCCUGCCUCUGCCUCUACUGGCCCUUGCGCGGGUGCGUCAAGCUUUGCGAACUGGGCUACGCGGCCUGCGCGCGCUCAGGCUGCCGCUGCGAGCGACAACACGCCGAGGAGGCCGCCGGUUCCCGGACGCUGCUUCAGCCGCAGGAAUUAUUACGCCGUUAGGCCUCGCGGGCGAGGCGUUGUGCGUGUGUGUGUGUGCUGCUGCUGCUGGCUGCCGUCGCAGUUGUGCGAGCGUCGACGUGCCCCGCUGGAACAAGCGGGCGCUUGCUGGCAUGGCAGACGAGGAGGAGCAAGAGAACGAGCUGCUGGUUCUGGAGAGUAUUUACGACGCCUCGGUCUUCGGAGUGAGCAAGAAGGAAGGCCGCUAUCCCAAAGGACAUUUCCUCGCUCGCGUUGAAGUUCCCAAGCCGUUCCACGUGCUGGUGCCGAGAGUGAAUGCCCCAGGUGAAAUGCAGGAGAUUUCGCUGGAACAUUUGCCUCCAAUCCUUUUGGACUUUCAAUUGCCUCCCAACUACCCCUCUAGAUCUCCACCUCGUUUUUGCCUGAGCUGCCCGUGGCUCACCUUAAAAGAGCUAGAGCGGUUAAGCCAUGCGCUAGAUCGCAGCUGGCAGCAGGACCGAAACACUGUGGUGCUGUACCGCUGGAUGACAUUGUUGGACACUGAAGCAGCUGACAUUCUGCAACUGACAUCUAGCCACACCUUGGUGCCUCUCUUUGAGGAACUGACCAGACUUCGUGCAUAUCGGAGAACAAAGUGGAAAAAGUGCUACUUAUACCGUGGCUAUGGACGCACUGAUAUGCGUGUCUUUAAGGAGGCAGUAGACCCGCUAACAUUGGCCACUCUUCUUACUGAGUACAACAGUCGAGAAAAGCGGCGGCUGUUUGACCUGCAGUGGCUGACCUGCCAAGUGUGUCUGACGUCCAAGCUGGGAUCGGAGUUUGAACUGGUGAUUGGCUGUGACCACCCAUUCUGUCGUGACUGCCUCCGCGAGCACUUUCGCAUUCAAAUCGAAAGUGGCUGUGCCAACCAGCUUCGCUGUCCACAGGAAAAAUGCUCAACGCAGGUGGUGCCCACGCAGGUGAAGGCGCUAGUUGGCGAUGCUCUUGGCUCGCGUUAUGAGGAGAUCCUGCUCAGUGCCUACCUGGACUCCCAGGAGGAUCUGACCUACUGCCCCCGGUUGCAGUGCCAGCGGCCAGUGGUGUUAGACCCGGGUCUGCCCAUGGCACAGUGUGCCAGCUGCCAUUUUGUUUUCUGCCUCUACUGCCGCAUGGUGUAUCACGGGGUCCAGCCCUGCCGUCUCAAGCCUGGGGAACAGAGGGCUAUCCGAGAUGAAUACCUGUCGGCAACUCCAGCGGCGAGGCAAGCAAUGGAGAAGCGGUACGGGAAGCGCACACUGCAGCUUCUGGUGGACGAAUCGCUCACCCAGGACUGGAUGCAAGAGAACAGCAAGAAGUGCCCGCACUGUGGCAUUUCCAUAGAGAAGCAAGACGGCUGCAACAAGAUGACUUGCUGGCGCUGCGGAACCUACUUCUGUUGGAUUUGUGUGGUGGCCCUGAAGGCAUCCGGCAACCCAUACCAGCAUUUCAGUGAUCCCAGGUCUGGCUGCUUUAACAAGCUGUUUGAAGGGGCAGAAGAGAUUGCCGAAGAGGAAGACCAUGAGAUUGGAGAGUUCUUGUGAACAUUCGUUACCUCUAUUGUUCCUGGCCAAGACAGUGCUAGUUUUUUUUCCAAACCUCACUCAGGCUGUGUGACUGACUGACAACACUGUGACUGACUGGAUCACCAUAGAUGACAUGGAAGUCAUGACAGUGGUUUGAAAAACUAUGUGCAUCAUGGAAAGCAACAUGUAUCCACAAGGAAGCACUUCAAUAUAACUUGUAAUAAAUUCUUUUUUUUUUUUUCACCUUUUCCAAAUGAUAUUUUAAGGGGCCCCUCACCAUGUUUGGCCAUUUUAAACAGACAAGCGCAGCAUAUACAAUGUGUGCGCAUGAUCAUGUCUGCAAAGUAUUGCACCACUGUGUGCCACGACAGCAGCUGAAAUUUCAGACCAAACGCCGUGCGCCCUUCUCAAGGGAGCCGCGUUCUCAGCCGGAGAGUCGAGGUCAGACGCACAAGUGCAACAAGUGCACAUAAUUCGUAUAGCUGAAAUGCCACUCACUGCGACACCAUGUGAUUUAAGAAUUAUUCAAGGCUAAAGUGGCUUCACUAGACAAUUUUAAAUUUAGACAAAUAAAACCUACAAACUGAAUGUCUGUGA
Molecule: messenger RNA, 2427 nt
Organism: Dermacentor silvarum
Lineage: Eukaryota; Metazoa; Arthropoda; Arachnida; Ixodida; Ixodidae
Product: E3 ubiquitin-protein ligase RNF14-like
Exons: 9
Coding region: 136-1848 (570 amino acids)
Biological process (GO): protein polyubiquitination; ubiquitin-dependent protein catabolic process; positive regulation of proteasomal ubiquitin-dependent protein catabolic process
Cellular component (GO): cytoplasm; ubiquitin ligase complex
Molecular function (GO): zinc ion binding; ubiquitin protein ligase activity; ubiquitin conjugating enzyme binding
Source: RefSeq, a predicted model, not a curated record